UGGGAAGCCCCGCCGAUGGCGUUGAUGUUUUAUCAUUGCCUACUCGGCGAAAUAUUUGAGCUCCCCAACCUAUAUUGAACAUUCGAUUUUUCUGAACUAUCACCCCUAUCGACGGACAAAUAUUUACGAGUGGUAACUUCGUCUAACUCGUGGCUAGUCAUUCAAACAGUACGCGCACACUCGCCGACUUCGGUGCCCGCUGUUUCCACUACCCUGUCUUUUUUCAAGUCUUCGCGCUUGUUGACGACAUUUGAGGGAUUCGAUCAACCAUGGAUCAGCAGGUCGACAGGCUAGUCGAUAAGAUCUGGGGGAAAUACCAAUCCACACCCCCAAACGCGCGCCUCCUAAUAGCCGUCAGCGGCAUCCCAGGGUCCGGCAAAACCGGCCUCGCCACAACAAUGGCAGCGCGCAUCAACGCCCUCCACGCCGCAACCCACCCGCACAACAGCACACCUAUCGCAGCCACAAUCCCAAUGGACGGAUACCACCUCACACGGGCGCAGCUCGCGCAAAUGCCCGACCCCGCCUACGCGGCCGCCCGGCGCGGUGCGGCCUUCACCUUCGACGGGGAGAAGUUCCUGAAGCUUGUGCGGGCGCUGCGGGAGCCUGUUACGGCGGAGACGAAGAGUGUGUACGCGCCGAGCUUUGACCAUGCGGUGAAGGACCCUGUUGAUGAUGAUAUUGAGGUGCCGGCUUCGUGUCGGGUUGUGUUUUUCGAGGGGAACUAUUUGAGUUUGGAUCGCGAUCCGUGGAAUCGGGCGGCGGGGUUGAUGGAUGAGCUUUGGUUUGUGGAUGUGGAUUUUGAGGUUGCUAGGGAGAGGCUGGUGAGGAGGCAUGUGCUUGCGGGCAUUGCGGAGGAUGAGAGGGCUGCGGAGAAGAGGGUGAGGGAGAAUGAUCUUGUUAAUGGGAGGGAGAUUGUGGAUUGUAGGUUGGGGGUGCAGGAGGUGAUUAAUAGUACGUUUGAUGCUGGUUGGGGGAGUUGAGAUUCUUUAUAGGGGGAUGGAUUGGACUGGAUUAAUGGAUUAUGGGGGGGGAGUUGCUUCAUGCUUGUUGAGUUUAUGGGUUAGUUUUUGGGAAGCGUUCUACAUAUUCGUGGUAUCUUGAGCGCAUGAGUAUGAGCGUUAUUGUCGCAUGCCUGGGAGAAUCCUGAGUGUGGACUGUAAAUAGAUGGAUUGGGCUGUUAGAGUAAUUUUAUAAACGGAUCGCACUAAUCAAGGCUCUAUCCAUAGCCUGUAAUACCAAAUACGCAUCAUGCAC
Aspergillus candidus is the source of this 1257-nucleotide messenger RNA. RefSeq names its product kinase-related protein. Gene Ontology annotation, molecular function: ATP binding; kinase activity. Lineage: Eukaryota; Fungi; Ascomycota; Eurotiomycetes; Eurotiales; Aspergillaceae. The record is from RefSeq and is a predicted model, not a curated record. Bases 270 to 983 code for a protein of 237 amino acids. The transcript has 2 exons. Gene Ontology annotation, cellular component: cytoplasm.